Didymella exigua CBS 183.55 is the source of this 2066-nucleotide messenger RNA. Its product is annotated as Myo-inositol-1-phosphate synthase. The record is from RefSeq and is a predicted model, not a curated record. The transcript has 3 exons. Gene Ontology annotation, biological process: phospholipid biosynthetic process; inositol biosynthetic process. Gene Ontology annotation, molecular function: inositol-3-phosphate synthase activity. Lineage: Eukaryota; Fungi; Ascomycota; Dothideomycetes; Pleosporales; Didymellaceae. Gene Ontology annotation, cellular component: cytoplasm. Bases 256 to 1869 code for a protein of 537 amino acids.
CAACAACGACCUAGUCAACAAAACCUUUGCCACAUCGACUCGCAAACAAGAAUACCCUUCCUUUCCAAUCCCUAAUAAACCGUCACUGGGCUUGUGAGAGCCCUAACCGCCAAGACGUUUUCCAACCUUCUCUCCUCCGUCCACAACCCAUUCGCCGGCCGACGUACUUCUCCUUCAGGGGCAGCGUCGGAUUUAGAUUUCCGCAGAUAAGUUCGUUGAGCAGACAAGCCAAUAAGAACACUUCAAACGAACAAUAUGGCACCUCACGCUGAAGAACGUGUCGGCCAUGCGGAUGGGUACAAUGUACAGACGGCACCAGUCAAGGAUCUCUUUGUCGUCAACUCUCCGAAUGUCGAAUACACCGAGGACACCAUCAAGACCAAGUACACUUACCGCACUACCGACAUUACUCAGAACGCGGACGGCAAGUAUGUCGCUGUGCCCAAGGAGACUCUCUAUGACUUCAAGGUCGACCGCAAGGUUCCCAAAGUCGGUUUGCUACUCGUAGGACUUGGUGGUAACAACGGUACCACUGUCACUGCCGGUAUCAUUGCCAACAAGCGCAACCUCGUUUGGGAGACGAAGCAGGGAAAGCGCGCUGCUAAUUACUAUGGUUCGGUCAUCAUGAGCUCUACGACCAAGCUCGGCGUGGACAGCAAGACUGGCAAGGAGAUUCAUAUCCCUUUCCAUGAUCUUCUGCCGAUGGUCCAUCCCAACGAUCUCAUCAUUGGUGGCUGGGACAUCAGCGGCAUGAACUUGGCAGACGCCAUGGACCGUGCCAAGGUACUUUCGCCUUCACUGAAGAUGCUGGUUCGUAAGGAGAUGGCUGCCAUGAAUCCUCUCCCCAGUAUCUACUAUCCCGACUUCAUUGCUGCCAACCAAGAGGACCGUGCCGACAACAUCCUGGAGGGCAGCAAGGCCUCCAUGGCUCACGUUGAACAGAUUCGCAAGGACAUUCGUGACUUCAAGGCCACGAAUGGCCUUGACAAGGUCAUUGUACAGUGGACUGCCAACACGGAGCGUUACGCCGACAUUCUGGAGGGUGUCAACGACACCGCUGACAACCUCAUGAAGGCUAUCGAAACUGGUCACGAAGAGGUCUCUCCUUCCACUGUCUUCGCUGUUGCCUCUAUUCUCGAGGGUGCUCCUUUCAUCAACGGAUCUCCCCAGAACACUUUCGUUCCUGGUGCUGUCCAGCUUGCGGAGAAGCACGGCGCCUUCAUCGGUGGUGACGACUUCAAGUCUGGCCAGACCAAGAUGAAGUCGGCCCUUGUCGACUUCAUGAUCAACGCGGGUAUCAAGCUCACCUCCAUUGCGAGUUACAACCAUCUCGGCAACAACGACGGUAUGAACCUCAGCUCCCAGAAGCAAUUUCGCUCCAAGGAGAUAUCCAAGUCCAACGUUGUCGAUGAUAUGGUUGCUGCCAACAAUGUUCUGUACAAGGACGGUGAACACCCAGACCACUGCGUUGUCAUCAAGUAUAUGCCAGCUGUGGGCGAUGAUAAGCGCGCUCUCGAUGAGUACUACGCGGAAAUCUUCCUGGACGGCCACCAGACCAUCAGUCUGUUCAACGUCUGUGAAGAUUCCCUCCUCGCUUCGCCUCUGAUCAUUGACUUGGUGCUUGUCACUGAGAUCAUGACCCGUGUCCAGUGGAAGACCCGCAGCGCCGGUGGCAGUGCCGCUGGCUACGCUGGCUUCCACAGUGUGCUCAGCAUCCUCAGCUACAUGCUCAAGGCUCCUCUCACACCUUCUGGCACUCCCGUCGUCAAUGCUCUUGCCAAGCAGCGCGCUGCUCUCACCAACAUCUUCCGCGCCUGCGUCGGUCUCGAGCCAGAGAACGACAUGAAUCUUGAGCACAAGCUGUUCUGAUUUUCUGCCCUAUGACAGUCAAUGAUGCGGGCGCCCAGGAAGUCACGGUCUGGUUGAUGCACUAAUUUGGUUUCAGUCAUGAUUUGUCCAACUCUACACACUCCUUAUGUAUCAAGUCAACAAUAAAGACUCUUCGGUCAGCAUGGUGCCAUAUUGCGUUCUUCCAUGAUGCUUUUCUGUUUUACCUAUCAUUCUAC